ACAAUGAGGAGAAUAAAAGAGAAAACAUAAACAAAAUUGAUGAAUCUUCCCGAAGAUGUAUUGUUUGAAAUUUUAUUAAGGCUGCCAGUGAAAUCACUAUUGAGAUUCAAAGCUGUCUGCAAAUCAUUCUACAUUGUCAUCACAAAUUUUGCUUUUAUUUCCAAACACCUCAACAACAAAGGAAUCCCCCGCCUCCUCGUUUGCCAUCGUGACAACCACUCCAAUAAACGACUCGUCUCAUUGUUCACCAAUGACAAUCUAGCCGAGCCUAUGAGCCUCGAUGUACCUCCAUUUUUUAACAACAAUUUUGGUCACGUACGACUCAUUGGUCCAUGUAAUGGCAUUGUUUGUUUAUAUGGAUUUCCUGAUAACAUUGCUUUAUGGAACCCCGCAACUAGAGACUUCAAGUCUCUCCCGGUGUCCCAAAUAUCACGCCCACAUGAUGCCAAAGUCCUUGGUGGUGAUCUUGCUUUUGGCUUCGAUUCCAAAGCUAAUGAUUACAAGGUAGUGCAAAUAUUGUUUUGCUCUUCUAAACAACUCGGGGUUGCUUAUCAAGUCGAGGUAUACAAUUUGAGUACAAAUUCAUGGAGAAAAUACCAUGCAAUCGUGCCAGCAAAUAUCAUGUUUCUUAACAUUUGGAGUAUGCUAUAUAAAUCAGAAACUUUUUGUUGGUGGGCAAAAGAUGGUAACAUUGAGGUAAUCCUUUCAUUUGAUAUGUCCAAUGAGAAAUUUCACAAAAUUCCACUACCAUUUGAUAUUGGAGAUCUCGGGGGAGAGAACAAAGUUAUUCGGUCUAUUGUGCCUAUGAACGAAUCCAUAGCCCUAAUUGUUUAUCGUAUGAAACAAGUUGAGAAAUUUUUCGAUUUAUGGGUAUUGAACGAAUUUGGUGUUGAUGAGUCUUGGACCAAAUUGUCAACGAUUGGACCUCUUUCAAGAGUCGAAAGGCCAUUGGGUUUUUGGAAGAACGACGAGUUUGUUCUGGAAAAUAGUUGUGGAAUGUUGGUUAUGUUCAACUCUCAUACCCGGAAAAUUAAAAACCUUGGACUUCAGGGUAAAAGAGACAGAUUAGAGGUGCUUAUUUACAAAGAAAGCUUAGUUUCACUCAAUAAUGGGAGUUGAGUUCAAUGGGGAACAAAUCUUUUAGUGAUUGUAAUUUUUUUGCUAGAUAACAUUUUUAUUAAUUUCUUUGUAAAUUGCCUGUAUGAAAGCCAUAUCGAAUAGAUUGUGGAGUUCAGUAUUUUUAUGAUGACAUACACUUAUGUCUUGUGUAGAAUUGAGGAACAAAUUUAUAUGUGAUGGUAUUACA
Molecule: messenger RNA, 1306 nt
Organism: Camellia sinensis
Lineage: Eukaryota; Viridiplantae; Streptophyta; Magnoliopsida; Ericales; Theaceae
Product: F-box/kelch-repeat protein At3g06240-like
Molecular function (GO): protein binding
Source: RefSeq, a predicted model, not a curated record